CCUCCAAUAUUCAUAGUAUAAAGCUCUCUCAUACCCUCUUAGCAGCAUCUCCAAAGCUGCUCUUAUCCAUGUGAAACCGAGAAGCGCCAGUACGGAGUACAGAGCCAUCGAAGAAAAACAGCAACAACCCUGGACAACGUCCUUAUAAACCGAACCAGCCGCUCAACCACACGCAGGCAGCACCCCUAGGUUUUCAUCUACUCCUCCUCCAGCCGAGCAAGCGAGCAAAAGAGAGCGCGACAGUGAGCAAGAGAGGCAAUAUGCCCUACUUUUGCUGGAAGGUCUGCCUGAGAUUCGGCUGCGGCUGCAUCGAGUUCAGCGACACGCAGCACGUGUGCGGUCCGUUCCGGCACGACUGCACCGCCUGGAUGACCAUGAAGAAGACCGACAAGUCGUGCGAGGUGCAUCGCCGCGGCCAGAGCCGGGCGCUGCAUGGCGGCGACGACAGCAACAUAUUCAAAGACGGAGAGCCCUCCCCCGCUCCGCCUUUGGUCGAGGACGGAGAGCCGUCUAACCCUGGCACGCGGGGGAAAGUUGGAGGGGGAGAUCGUCCCCCGGAGGGCUGGUUACCGGCUGCGGGCGGCGAGGUUGUCGGGGAGCAAGGUUGCUGGAUUCGCUGUUAUCAAGAAGAGGGAGGUGAGCGGUUCGAGAGGUGCGAUGCUGCUUUUGGGGGGGAGAGGAGUGGCCUGCAGCCGGCAGAGAGCGUUGCUCAGCAAGGGACGGUGUUGAAAGUGGCAGGAGAAGGCAUACCCGCAAAAAGCCACUGGGAAGGAUCCUAUCUUGCUCGACGACAAGAAGCAUGAUCUGCUGGUUUUGUGGAUUCGAUAUGGGGGGGUUUCUAGGAAUCACAGAAACCAGAUUGGUGAGUACCUAGCUACCGGUAAGGCACUCGUGGACAUACUACUCACCGCUACAGGACGACAUAUCUCUCCCAGGUUUGGUGUUCCGGCGGAUGAUUAAUGGACAGGCGGAACAGAACGGUAAGGAAUAAACAACAGACGACAGACAGAGAUAAAGAUGCAUGAUUAUUGAACGCACGAUACAUGGCAUACCUCUCUCAG
Molecule: messenger RNA, 1061 nt
Organism: Canariomyces notabilis
Lineage: Eukaryota; Fungi; Ascomycota; Sordariomycetes; Sordariales; Chaetomiaceae
Exons: 2
Coding region: 261-803 (180 amino acids)
Source: RefSeq, a predicted model, not a curated record